AUGGCUUCUUCCAGCUAUUCCAAUUCUCCUUGUGCUGCUUGCAAGUUCCUACGGAGAAAAUGCAUGCCAGAUUGCAUCUUUGCACCGUAUUUCCCACCCGAAGAGCCCCAGAAGUUUGCCAAUGUUCACAAGAUAUUUGGUGCAAGCAAUGUCAGUAAGCUUCUCAAUGAGGUCCUUCCUCAUCAGAGAGAAGAUGCAGUCAACUCUCUUGCCUAUGAAGCUGAGGCACGGAUGAAAGAUCCAGUCUAUGGCUGUGUUGGUGCCAUUUCAGUCCUCCAAAGACAAGUUAUUAGACUCCAAAAGGAAUUAGAUGCUACAAAUGCUGAUUUGAUCCGAUAUGCCUGCAAUGAAAUGCCAGCAGCAAACCCCCAGUAUGGAAGAAGGAUGGGUAAUGGAAGGGGUUCUUAUGAUCAAAGUUCUGGUUCAUAUUAUCCUUCUCCAUGGAAUAAUGAUCCUUGUGGUGAGAGAGGAGAUGGUAGCAUUUAA
Messenger RNA from Dovyalis caffra, 486 nucleotides. NCBI's taxonomy places the organism in Eukaryota, Viridiplantae, Streptophyta, Magnoliopsida, Malpighiales, Salicaceae. The record is from the annotation of a GenBank genome assembly.